GCCCGGGAGGAAGUUCUGCCGGGUGCUCUCCGCUGGUGCCUCCCUCGCUAUAUUGUUGAACAGGAAACAGGGCAGCACGGGAGCUGGGCGGUGGAGGAGGGAGCGCCGGACGCCAAGCCCCCGCGCGCCAGCCUGGACAAGUGGAGAGUCGGGGAUGGAGCCAAGGGUCGGGUCCCCUCCCCACCCAGCCCGUGACCCUGCGCUCCGGUGAGCGUCCCUGCCGUGGGAACCCCGCUCCAAGUUUUUCCAGGCCCCGCUGAGCUGCGUCGGGAAAGGUCUAGGGAGGACGGCGAUGGGCCCGGAACAGCUUGCCAGCUCCUGCUCCCGGAGGUCUCUCCAGCCUAGCCCUUGGAAGCCCCGCCCAAGGAGAUGGCAGGGACCUAAACUUCAUCCAUCUGCCGGCUCCGCCCAGCCAGCCCAUGGGGUUGGUGAGGCCCGCCCUGCCGACGGAAACGCCGCGGCCGCGAUGGCAGCGGACGUCGAAGGGGACGUGUACGUGCUGGUUGAGCAUCCCUUUGAGUACACGGGCAAGGACGGGCGCCGUGUUGCCAUACAGCCCAACGAGCGCUACCGGCUGUUACGCCGCAGCACGGAGCACUGGUGGCAUGUGCGGCGCGAGCCGGGCGGCCGCCCCUUCUACCUGCCGGCGCAGUAUGUGCGCGAGCUGCCAGCGCUCGGCCACCCUGCUCCCGCCCCGCCGCUGCCCUCACCCCUCCCGGGUCCCGCAACCCCCGAACCGCUAGCCUACGACUACCGCUUCGUGAGCGCUUCAGCGCCCGCCGGCCCCGACGGCUCGCCCGCCGACCCCCGGGGCCGCGCAGGCUCCCUGUGCGGCUUGGCUCGGCGUGGCACCGCGACCCAGCGCCGCAGCCUGGCUCCGGGCCUGCCCGCCUGCCUGUACACGCGGCCCGCGGCGCCCGUGCGGCCUGCGCAGUCCCUGGACGACCUCGCGCGCAACGCCGCCGCGCCCCCUGCCGGCCUCCUCGGGAGCCGGGGCAGCUUUAAGGCCUGCAGCGUGGCAGGCUCGUGGGUGUGCCCGCGGCCCCUGGCGCACAGCGACUCUGAGAAUGUCUAUGAGGCCAUCCAGGACGUGCGUGGCCCGCCACAGGAGCAUCGACCGGAACAGGUGGACGACCCCCCGGAGCCCGUGUACGCGAACGUAGAGAGGCAGCCUCAGAUCACAUCGCCGGGUGCCGCCCCAGACCCCUGCCCCGGCCCGGUGUGGGAAACACACACGGACGCGAACACUGGGCGCCUCUACUACUACAACCCGGACACAGGCGUGACCACCUGGGAUUCGCCCUUUGAGGCUGCCGAGAGCACGGCCAGCCCGGCCACCUCCCCAGCCUCGGUGGGCAGCCACGAGAGCCUCGAGACCGAGUGGGGCCAGUACUGGGAUGAGGAGAGCCGCAGGGUGUUCUUCUACAACGCGUUGACAGGCGAGACGGCCUGGGAGGACGAGUCCGAAGACCAGCCUGAGGACGAGCUGGAGAUGCAGCCAGGCCUGAGCCCUGGCAGCCCCAGGGACCAGAGGCCCCCCACCCCCGAUACGGACUACCCCGAGUUGCUCACCAGUUACCCUGAGGAGGACUAUUCCCCCGUGGGCUCCUUCAGUGAGCCCGGCCCUGCCUCUCCUCUGGCCACACCCCCAGGCUGGUCUUGCCACCUGGGCCCAGAUGGGCAGAAGCUCUACAUCAACAACUUCACCCAAGAACAGUGGGUGAGGUUGGAGGACCAACAUGGGAAGCCUUACUUCUACAACCCAGAUGAUGCCUCUGUUCGGUGGGACCUGCCCCAGAUCCCUGUCCCUGCCCCUCGACGCAUCCACAGAUCCAGCCAGGACAGUGAGACCCCAGCCCAGGCCAGCCCCCCUGAGGAGAAGGUCAAGACCCUGGAAAAAGCAGGUGUGCUCCAUCGCACCAAGACGGUGGACAAGGGAAAGCGGCUCAGGAAGAAGCACUGGAGUGCCUCCUGGACAGUGCUGGAGGGCGGUGUCCUGACAUUCUUCAAGGACUCGAAGACCUCAGCUUCAGGCGGCCUGAAGCAACCUUCCAAGCUCUCCACCCCUGAGUACACAGUGGAGUUGAAGGGGGCCUCUCUUGCCUGGGCCCCCAAAGACAAAUCCAGCAAGAAGAAUGUGCUGGAGCUGCAGAGCCGAGAUGGCUCAGAGUACCUGAUCCAGCAUGACUCGGAGGCCAUCAUCAGCACCUGGCACAAGGCCAUUGCCCAGAGCAUCCAGGAGCUGUCCACAGACCUGCCUCCUGAAGAGGAAAGCGAGAGCAGCAGCGUGGACUUCGGGUCCAGCGAGCGCCUGGGAAGCUGGCGGGAGGAUGAGGCGAGGCCCAGUGCAGGUGUGCUUAGGGCUGCGCAGGCCCCAGGGCCCGGAGGCCAGGAGGGCGACUUGAGCAAGGUCCGGUACAAGCUCCGCAAGUUCCUGCUGAGGCGGCCCACGCUACAGUCGCUGAGGGAGAAGGGCUACAUCAGAGACCAGGUGUUCGGCUGUGCACUGGCCACACUGUGCGAGCGUGAGAGGAGCCCAGUGCCGCACUUCGUGCAGCAGUGCAUCCGCACCGUCGAGGCCCGGGGGCUGGAUAUUGACGGUCUGUACCGCAUCAGUGGAAACCUGGCCACCAUCCAGAAGCUGCGCUAUAAGGUGGACCACGAUGAACGUCUGGACCUGGACGAUGGGCGCUGGGAGGACGUCCACGUUAUCACUGGGGCCUUGAAGCUCUUCUUUCGAGAGCUGCCGGAGCCCCUAUUCCCCUUCUCACACUUCCGCCAGUUCAUUGCUGCCAUCAAGCUGCAGGACCAGGCCCAGCGCUACCGCUGUGUGCGUGACCUGGUGCGCUCGCUGCCCGCCCCCAACCAUGACACACUGCGGCUGCUCUUCCAGCACCUGUGCCGGGUGAUCGAGCACGGGGAACAGAACCGCAUGUCUGUGCAGAGCGUGGCCAUAGUGUUUGGGCCCACGCUGCUGCGGCCCGAGACGGAGGAAACCAGCAUGCCCAUGACCAUGGUGUUCCAGAACCAGGUGGUGGAGCUCAUCCUGCAGCAGUGCUCAGACAUCUUCCCACCACACUGACCAUGGGCCCCCACCCCGACCCCGCUGCUGGUGCUAGGAACCCGGGAGUGGGAUGGGCUACAGUGGUCCUGCAUACAUGCUGGGUGGCUGGAGGCCAUGCUGCUGGACUCUAUGUCUGAGAACCUCUGCCUCCUACUCAGUCCGCAGGCCAGAGUGAGUUCUGCAUCCCUUGGUUCUGAGGGUGUGGUGACCGCUUGAGAGCAGUUCGCAAAAUGUGAUUUUCACCCCCCUGAUUGGUCUGUUUAGGGGUUAACUGGAUUCUGUUCUUUAUAACAGCAUCACCAACUGUGCACAUGACAGAAUGCGGGGUUGGGGGAGAGUGUUGUCUGGGACCACCCUUGGUGGAAGGAGGAAUUUGACUGAGGGGUUUCCUGACUUCCUCAGGCCUGCAUCUGGUUGAGGCCCUCACAGACACCCUGUGGGUUCCCGGCCCUGUGCAUGGCACUGUGUCCAUCAUGAAGCAGCAGUAGACAACUUCCCUGCUGCAGAAACAGGACUGACCCCACCCAGCCUGCUGCAGGCAGCUGAACCUGCCUUUCCCCAGGCUUCCGGGCUGAAGCUCCUGCCCAAUAACUAGCUGACUGUGGACCAUUUUCAUCUACUUUUGUUCGGGGUUCUGGGCCUCUGCCCUCCCUGAUCACUUGUGCUCUGUGCAAGGGGUUCUUCCGAGUUACUAAAUGUGUGCCCUGCACUUGACACUUCACAUGCACCAUUUCCAUUUGCAGCCCCAUUUUAUGGAUGAGGAAGCUGAAGCUUCCAGAGGCAAAGUGACUUGUUCAGGAUCUGGUGGGUGAUUUGACCCUCCUGUGAGGGUGAAAUCAGUCCUUUCAGCUACCCCCCAACCCAAGCAUGGCCUUAUGGGUAAAGCAAUGAAACUAAGCUGGGAGGAUUCUGUCUGGGCCUGGGAGGUCCCUGAAGGCAAAGAGGGACUCUGCCCCAGCUGUCUUUCUGUGAGGGAUGGGGAAAUAGCACGGGCAGCACCCCCAGCCCCUCUCCAGCUCUGGUUGUCAGGUAUGCCUGCCCGGUGCUCACCUUGCUAUGAAGAGCUGGGAGAGGCCUGCAGGGUAGGGGGAAGGAGUGCACGACCUCAGGAAAGGAAGUGUGAACCCUGAGGUCAUCAGCCCCCACUCCCCUUCAGUUUUGGGGGUCUCAGCCCCCUGCCCCACCUACCCAUUCAUUUAUUCAAAAAUAAGAGCUAAUAUUUAUUGACAUCUGUGUCAUGCCAGGCAUUUUACUUGGAUAAUUUCAUUUGUUUCUCUCAGUCGAUAUUUAUUAUCUGCUCUUCUGUGCCAGGCACCGUGCCCUAGGACAGGGGUACCUCACACUGCCUCCCUGGUGGAGCUUAUGGUCCAGCGGGCAAGGCUAACCUAAGGCCACCCCGACGGCCAGCAGGGCUGGGGCAAGAGUACAAAUGGAGGCCUCAUACUAGACAUCAAAAUGGUGUAAAGUUAUAAAUCAAGCUAACAACUGUUCAAUAAAAUGUGUUCUAUUAUCUUA
This is a messenger RNA of Camelus dromedarius (Arabian camel), 4579 nucleotides long. It is a transcript of the gene ARHGAP27, whose product is annotated as Rho GTPase activating protein 27. Gene Ontology annotation, molecular function: protein binding. Lineage: Eukaryota; Metazoa; Chordata; Mammalia; Artiodactyla; Camelidae. Gene Ontology annotation, biological process: signal transduction; regulation of GTPase activity. Bases 293 to 3082 code for a protein of 929 amino acids. Gene Ontology annotation, cellular component: cytoplasm. The record is from RefSeq and is a predicted model, not a curated record. The transcript has 19 exons.